Messenger RNA from Dentiscutata heterogama, 200 nucleotides. Lineage: Eukaryota; Fungi; Glomeromycota; Glomeromycetes; Diversisporales; Gigasporaceae. The record is from the annotation of a GenBank genome assembly.
AUGACAUCUUUUCAUGAUGUUAUGCGUGGAUCUAGUUGGGAAAUAUGUGUAUAUGCUUUUUUAUUAGGAAUUGCUAAAGCAAAUACAUUUUUAACAUUUAAAAAAUGGAAUGAAGAAGGAUAUAAUAUAUCAUAUUUUGAUUUUAGACGAUUAUUAGCAGAUGAAAUGGAUAGAGAAAUUUUUUCAGAAAAUGAAAUUUU